UGAGAUAAUAUAUAAAUUGCACAUGAAGUUAUCCUAUAUAUAUUAUUUAGUGUUUGGAGAUAGACAUGUGCCUUAUACGCACCAGAAUAUGGCCAUGAUGUACUUGAUAUUUAAAACUUGCACUCAUUCCCUUGAGAACUCUUCAACGUGGUUCUUCACCGCUACUCUAUGUACGUAUAUAUUAUUGUGAGUUGUGGAUCAGCUUGAUGAUACUUUAAGCUUGUUUCAUCCUUGCACUUGAAUUUCUUGAAGAGAAGAAGAAGAAAAUACACACACAUAUACACACACACAAGAAGGUGAUCAGAGAGAGGGGAAUAAUAAUAUAAUUAGGAGAAAUGGGUAGGUGUGUGUGGGGAUUAUUUCUAGUGUUAGGGUUUGUAGUGUUCAUGACUGUGCCUGGAGCUAGUGCUUGGAGCAAAGAGGGUCAUAUGAUGACUUGCAAAAUUGCACAGUCGCUGCUAGAGGCGGAGGCAGAAGAAGCUGUGAAGAAUUUGUUGCCAGAUUAUGUGAAAGGAGAUUUAUCAGCUCUCUGCAUUUGGCCCGAUCAGAUCAGGCAUUGGCACAAUUAUCGGUGGACCAGUCCUCUUCAUUUCAUCGACACUCCUGACAACAAAUGCUCUUUUGAUUAUUCCCGGGAUUGCCAUGAUUCUAAUGGGUUGCAGGACAUGUGUGUUGCUGGUGCCAUCCAGAAUUUCACUUCCCAGCUUCUGCAUUAUAGAGAAGGCACUGGUGAUCGUCGACAUAAUAUGACUGAGGCUUUGUUGUUCUUGUCUCACUUCAUGGGAGAUCUUCAUCAGCCAAUGCAUGUUGGAUUCACUAGUGACGAAGGAGGAAACACUAUAGAACUUCGCUGGUUCAGGCACAAAUCCAAUCUCCACCAUGUGUGGGACAAAGAGAUCAUUGUCACUGCUUUAAAAGAUUAUUAUGAGAAUGAUUUGGACCUUCUCUUGGAAGACAUAGAAGGGAACUACACAGAUGGUAUCUGGUCCGAUGAUGUUCCAUCUUGGAAUCACUGUGAAGACCUCUCUAACUGUGUAAACAGGUGGGCAAAAGAGAGCAUACAAAUAGCUUGCAAAUGGGGUUACAAAGGGGUUGAGUCUGGUAUGACUCUAUCAGAUGAUUACUUCAACACGAGGAUGCCAUUGGUGAUGAAACGCAUAACUCAAGGUGGGAUUCGAUUGGCCAUGAUUCUGAACCAGGUGUUCGGGGACCCUAAGGAAGGUUUUGCAGCUGCAACUUGAUUAAGCACUCUAACCACCACAGAUAUGGACAGCAAAUUAAUAGCUAGUUGGCUAACCCAGUUUGCAAUUAAAUUAUGUCAUUUUCAGCUUUAGGAAUUUGUUAAUCAUGGUUUUCAUUUAGCUGGAAGAAAAUUAAAAGAAAAAGAAAAAUAUUUUGUAUUCAUUGGUGUAUAAGAAGUUCACAGGAUGCAAUUCGUUGUAAUUGAUCGAAUAAAGCCACUGCCAUUGAUAAAGU
This is a messenger RNA of Prosopis cineraria, 1476 nucleotides long. RefSeq names its product endonuclease 1-like. NCBI's taxonomy places the organism in Eukaryota, Viridiplantae, Streptophyta, Magnoliopsida, Fabales, Fabaceae. The transcript has 9 exons. Gene Ontology annotation, biological process: DNA catabolic process. The record is from RefSeq and is a predicted model, not a curated record. Gene Ontology annotation, molecular function: endonuclease activity; nucleic acid binding. Bases 336 to 1241 code for a protein of 301 amino acids.